UGCAUUCUGCAUAGUCAGCUUGAGCGGCGAGGUGUUCGGCCGAAGUCUGGCUGACAACGUUGAGAUGCCCAUGUUAGAGUUCAAGCGGUGUGCGUUGGACCCCGAUGAAGCGGAGACAUCAACAUCCCACUUGCAUUCAUAGAACCCCAGAAACCAGGGACAUCCGUGUCAAGAACCUGGUUGCCGGUAUUUUGAUGGAGGCCAUAGCGUUGGCGCUGGGCUUAGACUGUCUGGACUUGGAAUCUCGGCGCCGAGGUCCUCGAACCUUUACCUAGAUCAUGCUAUGAAGGUCUGGGCAUUGCCUCCCCUUAGACCUGAUUCCGAAGUCUUAUAAGAAGACUCUUUCUGAAUACUGCUGGUGAUUAUCUUUUCUACUCGGUAAGUGCUUGAAUGCAUGCGCUUACCGGCAUCGAAUCUCUUACAAAGUCCGUACAAGAUUCCAUUUGCGAUUACCACUUCACCUCAUUGAAUCUAUCGGCAACAUGUCGACCAUUAACUACUAUGAGCGUAUAACCGAGGUCUAUCGUUUGGACAAUACUCCAAUUUUGAUCGCUUCUGCCGUUAGCUUCAUCAUCGGCUACCUCCAGUACACCUACGUUGUCCGGCUCACUCUACGUGAAGGAAAGGGCCCAAUGCCCUUCUGGAUGCACUCAUUCUACCUCGCCCACGACUCGACAUGGUCCUACACUCUCGGCAAAGCUGCUUCACAGUACGGGGAGCACUGGUACCUGAGAGGCAACUCGAUAGCGCUCUUCCUCUGGACGAUGCUUGAAGUAUGGACUAUCCAUCGAUCCAUCACCAAAGAGCGCGAUGCCAGCUUUGGGAAUAUCCUCGGAAAGCAGCCAUCAAUGUAUGCAGCCAUUACAUACGCCCUGGCGUUGCAGAUGGGCAUGUACUCAGUCGUGCUUCUGGCUAUUGAGUUCAUGGGUGAGGGAUCCGUCAUGCAAUGGUUCUGCUUCACCAACGUCCUAAUUGUCCUUGGGCCAACUCAUCACUACUUGAGAGCUGGCUCCCGGCAUGGACUGUCUCUCGGCUUCUGCGUCGUCAACAUCAUCGGCACCAUCUGGACCUUUGCACCUUUCGGGUUCUUUGUGCUCACUAUUCCGGAAAUUUUCGAUCAACAGUUGUACUAUAUCAUUGGGGUUAUCCUCACAGUGUAUUCCGUUGGGUGUUUCCAUGUGGUAUCCCAAUAUCCGAGCAAAACUAGAGUAAUGGACAAGGGUGGGAAGCAGCCAAUCUGGUAGGGGUAGCUGAUGGAUGUUGUUAAUAGGCUUUUCAUCUAUGCGGCCAGCCUCACAUUGCAAGCUCUAGUGGGUGUAGAUGAUGAAUCGGUAGAAAGAUGAAUGCAAGGGUUCUAGUAUCAAUUACAAAGAAUCAAGGGUUUAUGAAAAAAAAUGAAAUGAAAAUUAAUGACUUAAGCGCAGCUUUCACGAUCGAUAAGAUGAGAUGUUGAUGUG
This is a messenger RNA of Colletotrichum acutatum, 1457 nucleotides long. RefSeq lists its product as uncharacterized. Bases 483 to 1244 code for a protein of 253 amino acids. The record is from RefSeq and is a predicted model, not a curated record. Lineage: Eukaryota; Fungi; Ascomycota; Sordariomycetes; Glomerellales; Glomerellaceae. The transcript has a single exon.